UCCACAACGCUUCAGAACGCAGCUGCGCCAAAAAAACACAAUAACCCAAAAUCCUUCCUCACUCUCUCUUCCACUCUUUGUUCUUCCUCUUUCCCAAUCCACCUCUCAUUCAUCACCCCUUUCCAUAGCCAAAUUCCCCUUCGAAACUUCUAUGGCCUAAGUCUUCCUCAGACCCACAAUUGCAGCAAAGGGCAAGAAACCAAUAACAGGGCUAGAUACACUUCCAAUUUAAAUCAGAACCACAAACAUUUAUUAUUUCUACAGUUCUUCCCUGACAGUGACACAGAAGACACCAAUAAUCAAAAUCCAAGAACCAGAAACCACUGUCAACAUCAAGUCGACGAACAAAGAAAAUUCAAGGAAAAUAAAGAAUCCAGGUUACUUUCAAACAUGUUGUGGGUAGAUGUGAAAGCAGCACUUGGCCAAAGAAUAAACUUGGAGGGCAUUCUAUGUUCAACUAUGGUGAUCUUAAAAGACCCGAAAUUGGCAAUGCCCCAUAUUUCUGUUCCUGAUAUAAGGUACGUUGAUUGGACUGAGCUGCGUCAAAAGGGAUUUAAGGGUGUAGUCUUUGACAAGGAUAAUAUUAUUACAGCACCUUACUCUUUGAAGCCCUGGCCUCCACUUGAGUCUUCAUUGGAGUGUUGUAAAUUGGAGUUUGGUCAUUAUAUUGCUGUAUUUAGUAACUCUGCUGGACUUCAUGAAUAUGACCAUGACAGUUCAAAAGCUAGGAUGCUUGAAGAUGCAAUUGGAAUUAAAGUCAUUAAACAUAGGGUGAAGAAGCCAGCCGGUACAGCUGAAGAAAUUGAAAAGCAUUUUGGUUGUGUAGCUUCACAAUUAAUCAUGGUUGGUGAUCGGGCAUUCACUGACAUUGUUUAUGGCAAUCGGAAUGGGUUUCUAACUAUUUUGACAGAGCCAUUGAGUCUUGCUGAUGAGCCAUUUAUUGUUAAGCAGGUGAGGAAGCUAGAAACUUCAUUUGUAAGUUUCUGGUCUAGAAGAGGGUUGGAGCCACUUGGCCAGAAGUUAUUGUUAGAUCCAAAGCCAUGUGCCAAAGAGCCAUAUCCUUGACAAGACUAAUCUCCAAACACUGCCAUUUGGCCAUCAGAAUACUGCCCUUGUGUAAAGUAAUGCAUACAUGUCAAUAUUUUUUUUAAAAAAUAUGUAUUUUAUUUUUUUACCACAUGUUAAAUAUAUCCCUCUGCCCUUUAGCUGA
Molecule: messenger RNA, 1210 nt
Organism: Glycine soja
Lineage: Eukaryota; Viridiplantae; Streptophyta; Magnoliopsida; Fabales; Fabaceae
Exons: 6
Molecular function (GO): phosphatidylglycerophosphatase activity
Source: RefSeq, a predicted model, not a curated record